CCGGCAGCUCAUAGCAGCAUCAGCAGUCACCUCGCCCUUCUCAGUCUCGUCCCUACUACUUUGGUGCCUGAUUUCGCUAGGCCACAGCCUUCUUCCGACCUUGAUAGCUCCUCUCGUCCGUCCGCGAUGAAGAUCUACGCCCUCCUCGUGUACAGCGUCCCGCCAGGAGGCAAUGCUGUUCCUCUGUCUACGGCGUGGAAGUUGGAUGACUUUGGAUGGUUACAGAGGGGGACUGUUCAGGAUGUCAUUGGCUUCAUGAGCAAAACCGUAGCGGAACGCACUUCUCCAACACAACGCCAAUCAGUCCAAGAAAACACCUACGUAGCGCACGUCCAUGCCCGUCCUGCCUCGGAGGGAAUCACCGGCGUUCUCGUAUCAGACGCCGAUUACCCCGUCCGCGUAGCCUACUCGCUCCUGAACAAGAUCCUCGACGAGUUCCUCCUCAAGGUACCCAAGGUCAACUACGAGCGACAGGUCAAUGCGUUGACUACUGGUGGAGGGGUGCAGCCCGCAAAGGGAGAAGGUGUCGUACCCCAGGGCAGUUUCCCGCAGAUCGCAGAGUAUGUGCAGAGGUAUCAGGACCCGAGGCAGGCGGAUGCGAUCAUGAAGGUGCAGCAGGAGUUGGAUGAGACCAAGAUUGUGCUGGUGAGUCGGGCGAGCGAGGCACGAGUACGGCUGAGCAGCGGGCGACGAACCCUCAGCUGACUGGGCUCAUUUGAUUGGGUUGCUCACAUCCUCCUUCGCUCUGCUAUCGCCCGCCAUCGCAGCACAAGACGAUUGAAUCUGUCCUCGCGAGAGGGGAGCAACUCGACUCCCUCGUCGAGAGGUCGAAUACGCUGCAGCAGAGUAGCAAGAUGUUUUACAGG
Molecule: messenger RNA, 866 nt
Organism: Jaminaea rosea
Lineage: Eukaryota; Fungi; Basidiomycota; Exobasidiomycetes; Microstromatales
Product: putative YKT6-snare protein for endoplasmic reticulum-golgi transport
Exons: 3
Coding region: 127-705 (192 amino acids)
Biological process (GO): endoplasmic reticulum to Golgi vesicle-mediated transport
Cellular component (GO): Golgi apparatus
Molecular function (GO): SNAP receptor activity
Source: RefSeq, a predicted model, not a curated record